AUGAUCCUAUCCUACCUUGACAACUACAAGGAUAUAGUCGCUCUCUCCGUGCAGGAUCGCCGACUGCGCAACCUCUGCGAUCUUACCACUUGUAGGAAAUACCGACGCAUCAGGAUCCGCGACGAUGAACACCUUAACCCGGCCUUUGACUUCCUUCUUUCUAUUUUGCGGAAUCCUAGGCUCGGGAGCUAUGUACGACAUUUGGAGGUUGACCGCCAGCCCAUGUGCGGAGAUAACUACGAAAAGACGGAAUGGCAAAGGAAUUUGGGCGACGGUGACCUGGAGAAGCUGAAACAGGCGAUCGAAGUUGCCCACUACACCGGCUAUGAUGACGACGUCAUUCUGAACAUGGUUAUGCAAUCGAAUCCUGAUAUAGUCCCUAUUUCCGAGGGUCUCCACAGGAAGCAGCACGUCAAGAUAGUGCGGGGAACUUACAUCGGUCAGGCCAUUGCAGUUCUCCUAAUGGCAGUCUGCCCUGAGCUGGAGUCGUUGGUUCUCGGUAUACCCUUUAGGAAUCCAGGUCAACGCAUGAACCCCGACAACCAUCCCGACAAUGCUGCCACUGGAGUAGCGUUUCCGCUCCACGAGUUUCUUCGUGCCGUCAACCAUCCCCAGGUGAAAUGGCCUCACCUACAGCAAGUCCGCACCGUCGAGUUCUUGGGUCGGCCCUAUCUUAGUAAGAAGUGGUACUCGAAGUGCGACUUCUAUGGGUGUGCCAAGGUGGUUCACGGAUUACCCAAACUUGAGCGUGUGAGUAUCGACGGCAUGACGGAGAUCUCAGACCAGUACCUUGCCGUUCGUCCAAAGCAGAGACAUCUCUCGGAACUGGAGUUUCAUCACUCAGAUUUGAGCACAAUUUUUUUAUCUCCACUGAUGACCUCGGUUCAUGGGCUGCGGAAAUUUACGUACACCAGCGGGCGCAUAAAAGGCAUUGGCCGUUUCCACCGCAAAGGAGAGCACACCCGUCACUUCAACGCAGCAACGUUCCUAAGAUGCCUCCUCCGCCAUAGACACACACUAGAAGUGUUAGAUCUGGAUUACGAUUACCAGUUUAGAAGAAAGAUUCACCUGUCGAUCGAAGAGUUUGUCUGGGAGCCGGGGAUCGAAGGCCCCAGGAAGCCGUACUCGCCGUCAUCGCGCAGAAAAGAAGCCGGCUCCCUUAAGGACUUCACAGCCCUUACCCGUCUCAGUAUUGGAGUCCUCUCACUCUUCUACUUUGCACAGGGUCUGUCGCGCGUUCCCAACCCGAACAUCUUCAAGAUUGACCUGGUGAAGGCGCUUCCUCCCAAUCUUCAGUACCUCACCAUCCGCGGGUACAAACCUGGGUUGAAUAAAUGGCAUGAUCAUAAAUUGGCGGACCUCGCUCGUGAUUUCGACGUCGACCACCCGUCGCUUCUCGAAGUACAGGGGAUCGAGACUCCCAUUCCCCAGGGUACCAUUCAAGCACGGAGCUGGCCCCAGGGACCUGAUCUUGAUUUUAAGCUUGACGACUGGUCAGACUAUGAUCAUUCCACUGGCGGUACGGCAGCCCGCAACUGUGGCAUUGGAUCUCCACCUGGACAAGCUUCAGAGAGAAUUGUAUCGAAGUACAAUGUCGUGCGCACAAGCCUGAUUGACAACGAGACCACACCGCUGCAGGUCGGCAAUGGGGAUUUUGCGUUUGGUGUUGAUAAUACGGGGAUGCAGACAUUCCUCCCGUUUAACACAUUGUCGAGCUGGGGAUGGCACAAUGACUCGCUUCCGACGAACGGAGAACAGCUGUCCGACUAUACCGGCGUCCCAAGGCUAACGCACGGCCGCAAUGUUUCAUACGACAUUCCCGACCCCGACCUUCCCGAGGUAUCGCAAUGGCUGAUUGGCAAUCCCAACCGAAUUAAUCUUGGGCGAAUCGGGCUCAGAUACAAGGAUGCUACAUUGUCCGCCGGUAAAGUCACGGAUCCCCGACAAGAACUGGAUUUAUGGAACGGGGUCAUUACUUCGACGUUCAAGGUUGACGGGGAAGACGUCAAAGUGGUCACGCAGGGUGACUUCGAAUCGGACGCCGUCGCAUUCAGCAUUGAGUCAGCCUUGAUUGAAUCGGGUGAUUUGAGCGUUGAGCUGGACUUUCCGUACCCGCCUAUUCACACAACAGAAUACAAGUACGAGGUCUUCGUUGGCGUAUACGACUUCCCCGAGAACCAUACUACGACGAUUGUCACCUCCGGUCGAGAAAGCAGCACAGCUCAUAUCUACCACGAGCUGCAAGAAACAAGCUACUUUGUGAACCUCCGCUGGCCAUCGUCGUCGCCUCUUCGCCUCACUCAACCGAGAAAUGCCACCGGCCUCGCUAAACACCGCUACACACUUAACCCGCGCUCCCAAAAAUCCUCCCUCUCCUUCACAGCCCUCUUCUCGCCCGCGCAAUCCACGCCCGCGCCCCCGGCAAAAAUCCGGCGCCGCAACAGUCUAGCCUGGAACAAAUACUGGAAAACCGGCGGAUUCAUGGACUUAACAUCCUCGCCGCACCCCAGCGCAAACGAACUCCAGCGCAGAAUUAUUCUGUCACAGUAUCACGUCCGCGUGAACAGCGCAGCAACCGGCCAGUCACCGCAAGAAAGCGGCCUGAUGAAUAACGGGUGGUACGGGAAGUUCCACAUGGAGAUGGUGGUGUGGCAUAACGCGCACUGGGUUACGUGGGGUAGGCAUGAGUACUUCGAUGCGAUAUUUCCGGCGCUGUACGAGACAUUGUUGCCGUCUAGUAUUGAGCGGGCAGCCAAGAUGGGGUGGGAGGGGGCGCGGUGGCCGAAGAUGACGGAGACGAAUACGGGCGUUUCUUCGCCCGGUGGGAUUAAUGGGCUUUUGUUGUGGCAGCAGCCUCACCCGAUGUACCUUGCGAGUCUCUCGUACAAGGCGUCUCCUACGCGGGAAGCACUGCGGAAAUGGGACCGCGUUAUUACAGCGACGGCGGAUUAUAUGGCAUCGUACGCGUGGUUUAAUGAGAGCUCGGGGCUGUAUGAUCUGGGACCGCCUUCUUACGGCGUCACGGAGAACACCCCGCCAUCCGAGACGCGCAACCUUGCCUACGAAAUAGCCUACUGGCGCUACGCCCUCGACACAGCCAUUUCCUUCAAAGAAGCCCUCGGCCACCCAAUCCCCCAACCCUGGUCCACCGUCGCAACGCAUCUCUCACCCCCGCCAAUAGUCUCCGAUCUAUACGCCGUCUACUCCGGCCUGAAUUCCUCCUGGUGGAGCGACUACAGUCUAACCGAUGACCCACGGAGCCUAAUCAUGCUCCAGGGGAUUCUACCGGAUACACCAGCCGUCGAUGAGAUCAUUGCAAAGAAGACAGCUGAUAAGGUGGAUGAAGUCUGGCGGGACGAGGAUAUCCGUGGUUGGGGGCGUGUUGUGCUGGCUAUUAAUUCUGCGCGAAUUGGAGAGAGGGAGCGCGCGGUUCGGCAUCUUACGAGUGAGAGGUGGGUUUUUGAUGAUGCGGGAUUCGCGGUUCGAGGGGGUGAUGGAGGAACACCCCCGCCCUUCAUGCCCGGAAACGCAGGGUAUCUCCUCGCCAUUGCGUAUAUGGCGGCCGGGUGGGAAGGAUCUGAGGGCCAUGCGCCUGGAUUUCCGGAUGAUGGGAGCUGGAUUGUUAGGCAUGAGGGGUUAUUGAAGGCACUCUGA
Aspergillus mulundensis is the source of this 3654-nucleotide messenger RNA. RefSeq lists its product as uncharacterized. Bases 1 to 3654 code for a protein of 1217 amino acids. The record is from RefSeq and is a predicted model, not a curated record. The transcript has 12 exons. NCBI's taxonomy places the organism in Eukaryota, Fungi, Ascomycota, Eurotiomycetes, Eurotiales, Aspergillaceae. Gene Ontology annotation, biological process: carbohydrate metabolic process.